Messenger RNA from Sus scrofa (pig), 1731 nucleotides. The record is from RefSeq and is a predicted model, not a curated record. NCBI's taxonomy places the organism in Eukaryota, Metazoa, Chordata, Mammalia, Artiodactyla, Suidae.
CCUCCAUUGUUUUCACAACAACCUGGUGAUAUGGGCAGUGCUGGUCUCACAUGACACCUGAAGACACCAGGGCUCUGGGAAAUUUCUGGCCCCGUGUCACCAAGUUAGGAAAAGGCAGCGGUGGGACUCAAACUGGGGCCCAAUGAUCCCAAACCCCUGGGGGGGGGGGGAGAGAGCAGAAGGGGGGUGUUUGCAGGUGCUCUUCCUGCUCCCCUGAGACCCGCUCAGGCAGAUGCCUCUUAUAAACAGGCAGGCACCCGUUUGUGAAACCAGAUGAGGGGCGGCUGGAGGGGUCAGGCUGUGGAGAAGCGUUUGGCUCCCUGCUUCCCCUCUGCCCACGCCCCUUACUGCUUCUUCUAUGCAGAAAAGCAGGUUUCUUGCCCUGAGCUGGACAUCAACUAUCCCCAGCUUAGCCUUGGCAGGGACCAAUGCAAAGCAAACAGCAGGUGUCAGGCCAGUGGAGAUGCUGCCAGUGUUUGUGGGAUGGCGUCUCAUAUCACCCAUGUCUUCUGAGGUAGGUGGGGAUGAGGAGAAGCAGCCUGAUGCCCAGAUGUGGCGGCGCCUGCGGGAGGUUGAAAAGGAGCAUCUGAGUUGACAUGUUCUAUGAGUGAACUCGUCAGACAAAAUCUUUUCUCUGCUGGGUUUGAUAGGCUAGUGAACCAUAAUAAAAUAAAUACGCAUGAAUAUUCUGUGCAGUGUUGGAGACGAGAGUCCUGGAGAAAAAAGAAAACGGAAAGGGCAUAAGGAGUAUUGGGGUGCAGGGGGACGGCGGGCAGGGAGAAGUGUUGCCGUUUCUACCUGGGACCGUCAAUGAGGGCACCACCCAGAGGGCAGCAGAUGAAUGAAGAAAUGUGCCAGUGCUGGAAGGAGCCACGGUGCUAUCAGGGAAGAACGUUGAAACCCGAGGAGACAGCAACGCAAAACUGGAGCAUCUCUGGGAGAGAGACGUGGUCUUAGGAUACACCUGCUGAGCUGACUCGUUGGAGAAAGAGGGGUCUCAUGAUAUGCUUGCUGGUUCAUCGGGUCUGUCCCCACCCCUCAGCUGGGCUGUGAAAAGCCCUGUCUCCCAGCCGUCCUCAGAAGCCCUCCUGCGAGGCCCUGAAGAUGAGCCGGCUCUGCCUCUCUGCAGCCCUCCUCCUCCUCCUGGGCGCCCUGGUGGCCAGCACCCCAGGGGAUGAAGAGAGCAGCCUGGUCCGAGCCGGGCCACCUGCCUUCUGCCGGGAGCCUCCCUACACGGGUCCCUGCAGGGCCCAUUUCAUCAGGUACUUCUACAACGCCACCACCGGGCUCUGCCAGACCUUUGUCUACGGUGGGUGCCGAGGCAAGCAGAACAACUUCAUGGAUGAGAAGGAAUGCCUCCAUACCUGCGAUAGCUGUGCCAAGGCCCAGGGAAAACGGGGUAACUGUGCUUCCUGAGAUGCUGAAGUCCCACGAGGCCCCACAGGGCUGGGCUGCGGCUGCCUUCCAAAUGGGUUGAGCCUCCUCCUCUGGCCCCCUCUCAAACCCACCCUCCUCAACAGAACCCUGCCUCUUUCCUCCCCCCCACAUCCACCAUCACUGUGCUCCUUGGAGGUGAACACAAUGGCAUUUCUCGCAUCCCAUUCUGAGUGGCCGUGGUGGCUGAGGCCUUUUCCCUAAAAAUGUCCCUUUCCCUGCACUGAUGUUGCAUAUUUCUCUGUCAGUGGCUUCAACCUCUGGCCUUCUAUCUAAUAAAUUCAUUUUCUGAUUGAA